Molecule: messenger RNA, 1206 nt
Organism: Aspergillus ochraceoroseus IBT 24754
Lineage: Eukaryota; Fungi; Ascomycota; Eurotiomycetes; Eurotiales; Aspergillaceae
Exons: 5
Coding region: 1-1206 (401 amino acids)
Molecular function (GO): O-methyltransferase activity
Source: RefSeq, a predicted model, not a curated record
AUGCCGGGCCUCAAAGGAACCAACCUCUCUCAGGUCGAUGUAAACGACUUUGUCCAUUCCAUUGAAGGAAUUAGUGCCUCGUCAUUUCAGUUUGAUGGCGAUCGCAUUCAGGCUCUUGCGGCGGCGUACAGUCUGGUUAGUCGGCUGGAGACGCCAUGGGAUACAGUUGCGCGUCUGUGCAUGACCGAGCCUGCUCUGGGAGCAUCGCUGAAGGUUGCUCGCGACCUUCAUCUGUUCGAGAAAUGGUACCAACUGGGCGAUAAUGCUCCGCAAUCCGGCGAACAGCUCGCGAAAUUGGUCGGCUGUGAUCCAGUUUUGCUUCAGCGUAUUCUUCGUCACUUCACUUCCACCAAUGUGAUUCAAGAGGUCUCUCAUGGACAAUACAAACAAACCACCUUUAGCAAGUCCCUCAUCCAGCCCGUCUUCGGGGAGUGGAUUAAUUAUCUGUAUGACGCGACAAUUCCUUGCUUUCACAAGAUGCCCGAGUACCUGGCCAAAACCGGCUACAAGAACCCGGCCGACCCCAACGAUGGCAUCUUCCAGUACACCAAGGGUUUCAAGGGAUCCUUGUUUGAAUAUUAUGAUACUCACUCUACCGAGGGUGACUCUUUCAACAACGUUAUGGGCGGUGUUAUGGCCAACCAGGCCGGCAUGUUGGAUGUCUAUCCGUAUGAAAGCUUGACUGAUUCGCAGCCCAACGACUCCAAGACACCUCUUCUGGUGGACGUUGGUGGCAAUGUCGGCCACGAUAUUGAGAAAUUCCGUUCUCGUCACCCGGAAGUUGCGUCUCGGCUGGUGCUUCAAGAUCGCCCAGAUGUUGUGCGUCUUGCUAAAUGCCCGUCCACCGUUCAAAUCAUGGCUCAUGAUUUCUUCACCCCCCAGCCCGUGAAAGGAGCUCGCGCGUACUAUAUGCACGGUGUAAUCCACGACUGGUCCGACAAGCCAGCCCAAGACAUCCUGAUCCAUCUGCGAAAUGCAAUGACCCCAGGCUACAGCAAACUACUAGUGCAUGACCAUGUUCUACCUGAAGAUAACCCACAUCCCCAAGCGACAGCUUAUGAUCUGACUAUGAUGGUCAAGGUUUCUGCAUUUGAGCGAACCGAGUCGAUGUGGAAAAAUCUACUGGAGUCAGUCGGCUUCCGGAUGGUCAAGAUCUGGAGCUCGCCUGUGGCCACUCAAAGCGUGAUUGAAGCUGAGCUUGCUUGA